CCUCUCCUGCCCCUCCAACUGCAGAGACACGUAUCAUCAUUCCCUCAUACCUUACUCCUCCCCCCCUCGACCCCACUAUCCUGGGUACCCCUCCGUCAUCAUUCGUUUCUCUACCCGAUCCCUUUAUUUACACCUCCUCGCCCUGUUCCUGGGCGUUCUGCUCGUAACCGUGGCUCCUCCUCUCCGUCUUUCCUCCUCCACCUUUAGACUCUCUUCAGUCCUGGGUCAUCUCCGUGGCUCACGAUUCUCGGCCACGACCAACCCCGUCUUGACGGAUAUUCGCAGAACCCUCACCACCGCCAGUAUGGCCCCCGAACACCUGCGUCGGCCGCCUCAGGCCCCGCCCGUCUUCACCGCAACCGCCCAAUCGAUCAUCGAGGACGCCAAGCGUCUCGUCGCAACCUCUCGCAAGGUCCAAGACGAUGUCGUCGCCAAUGUCACGUCCGACUCGGCCUCGUUCGCCUCCGUGCUGAAGCCCCUCGCGCAGGAUGAGAACGUCAUGGCCCUCGAGUCCCACAUCCUCGGCUUCUACCAGGCCGUCUCGACCGAACAGCAGUUGCGCGAUGCGUCGUCCAAGGCGGAGGAGCUGAUGGAUGAGUUCUUCAUCGAGGCCGCCAUGCGCGAGGACGUCUUCAAGCUGGUGGAUGCCGUGCUCCAGAAGAACGAAUCCAUUGACCCCGAGUCCCGCCGUCUGUUGGAGAAGGAACACAAGGACUACAUCCGGAAUGGGCUGGGCUUGCCUGCCGGUCCCAAGCGGGACCGCUUCAAGGAGAUCAAGAAGCGCCUGAGUCAGAUCAGCAUUGAGUUCCAGAAGAACCUGAACGAGGAGAACGAGGGCCUCUGGUUUACGCGGGAGGAGCUGGACGGCGUGCCGGAGGAUGUGCUCUCCGGUCUGAAGAAGGGCGAGGGCGAGAACGACGGCAAGCUGUGGCUGACCUUCAAGUACCCCGACCUCUUCCCGACGAUGAAGUACGCCAAGAACCCGGAGACCCGGAAGAAGGUGAUGAUCCAGAACGAGAACAAGUGCAACCAGAACGCGCCCCUCUUCCGCGAGUCGAUCAUCCUGCGCGAUGAGGCCGCCCGUCUGCUGGGCUACCCCAACCACGCCGCAUUCCGCAUCGAGGACAAGAUGGCCAAGACCCCCGACACCGUCAACACCUUCCUGGGCGACCUGCGCAACCGCCUGACGGCCGGCGGGCAGAAGGAGAUCAAGGAACUGCUGGAGUUCAAGAAGAGUGACUUUGAGGCCCGGGGGGAGUCCUUCGACGGCCGGUACUAUCUCUGGGACCACCGGUUCUACGAUCGCUUGAUGCUGGAGAAGAACUUCUCGCUGGACCAGCAGCUCAUCGCCGAGUACUUCCCCUUGCAGACUACCAUCGCCGGCAUGCUGAAGAUCUUCGAAGAGCUGUUUGGUCUGGUGUUUGUGGAGAUUACCGGGGAGGACCGGCAACAAGUGGCGCCCACGGGCAAGGGCAGUGACAUUGUGUGGCACGAGGACGUGCAGAUCUUCGGCGUUUGGAACGACGAGGGUGAGGGCAGUGGGUUCGUGGGAUACCUGUACCUGGACCUCUUCCCCCGCCCUGGCAAGUACGGCCACGCCGCCAACUUCAACCUGCAGCCGGGCUUCAUUGACGCCAACGGCGACCGCCACUACCCCGCCACCGCCUUGGUGUGCAACUUCACCAAGCCGACGCCGAAGAAGCCGAGUCUGCUCAAGCACGAGGAGGUGGUGACCCUGUUCCACGAGCUGGGCCACGGCAUCCACGAUCUCGUAGCCCAGACGACCUACUCGCGCUUCCACGGCACGAACACCGUGCGUGACUUCGUCGAAGCGCCCAGCCAGAUGCUCGAGAACUGGUGCUGGACGCCGUCGCAGCUGAAGUCCCUCAGCAAGCACUACUCGACGCUGUCGCCGGAGUACCUCUCCGGCUGGCAAGAGCAAGCCGAGGGCAAGACGCCCCCGGCAGAACAGAUCCCCGACGAGGUGAUCGAGAACCUGAUCCGCACCAAGCACGUCAACGACGCGCUGUUCAACCUGCGCCAGCUGCACUUUGGCAUCUUCGACAUGACGGUGCACCAGCCGGCGGACCACGAGACCAUCCAGAAGCUGCCCAUCUCGGCGACGUACAACAAGCUCCGCCACGAAAUCACGCAGAUGGAUGGCCCUGAGACUCUGAAUAUGGGCGAGGAGUGGGGCCACGGCGAGGCUACCUUUGGCCAUCUGAUCGGCGGGUAUGAUGCCGGCUACUACGGGUAUCUGAGCUCCCAGGUUUACUCGACGGAUAUGUUCUACACUGUCUUUGAGGCGGACCCCAUGAACCCUACCGAGGGCCGGCGGUACCGUCACCAGGUGCUGGAGAAGGGCGGCAGCCAGGACGAGAUGACCACGCUGACGGCGUUCUUGGGACGGCCUCCUAAGACGGAUGCGUUUUAUAAGGAUUUGGGGUUGGCUUAGUCUCCUCUCAAGGGACGCAUCCAAGAUCUGGAUUGCUUAGAUAGAGUCAUCGUCCAUAAAGAUACACUAGAUGCAACCAGCUACAACGUCC
This is a messenger RNA of Aspergillus campestris IBT 28561, 2546 nucleotides long. RefSeq names its product M3 family metallopeptidase. Gene Ontology annotation, cellular component: mitochondrial intermembrane space. The transcript has 2 exons. NCBI's taxonomy places the organism in Eukaryota, Fungi, Ascomycota, Eurotiomycetes, Eurotiales, Aspergillaceae. Gene Ontology annotation, molecular function: metalloendopeptidase activity. The coding region runs from base 305 to 2455 and encodes 716 amino acids. The record is from RefSeq and is a predicted model, not a curated record. Gene Ontology annotation, biological process: proteolysis; peptide metabolic process.